This is a messenger RNA of Endocarpon pusillum Z07020, 630 nucleotides long. RefSeq lists its product as uncharacterized. The transcript is spliced from 3 exons. The record is from RefSeq and is a predicted model, not a curated record. Bases 1 to 630 code for a protein of 209 amino acids. NCBI's taxonomy places the organism in Eukaryota, Fungi, Ascomycota, Eurotiomycetes, Verrucariales, Verrucariaceae.
AUGAAGUCCCCGUUUAUCCUUCUUCCUCUCUUCCUCUCCAUACUCAACACCAACGCCAGCCCCAUCCCAGCCCCAGCUCCCGUCCCACCCAACAUCCCCUCCGGCUCCACCGCACGCAGUCAGCUCGCGGCUCUUCGUGUAGCCCCUGUUGGCUCUCAGACCGGCUACAGCCGCGACCUCUUCCCACAUUGGAGCACCCAAUCCGGGACCUGCAACACCAGAGAAGUAGUGCUGAAGCGGGAUGGCACCAAUGUAGUUCAGGACUCGUCCUGCGCCGCGACCAGCGGCCGAUGGUACAGCCCAUUCGAUGGCGCGGUGUGGACUCAAGCUUCAGACGUUGAUAUCGACCACAUGGUACCUCUGAGCAACGCUUGGAAGUCCGGAGCCUCAUCCUGGACGACUGCGCGUCGUGAACAAUUCGCCAACGACCUCUCCAACCCGCAACUCAUCGCCGUCACGGACGAUGUCAACCAGGCUAAAGGUGAUAAGGGUCCCGAGGACUGGCGUCCACCGUUGACCUCAUAUUAUUGCACCUACGCCGCCAUGUGGGUCAAGGUCAAGUAUGAGUACAAUCUGAGCGUUAAUUCCGCGGAGAAGAGUACCCUGCAGUCUAUGUUAUCGGGCUGUUAG